Rhinichthys klamathensis goyatoka is the source of this 2179-nucleotide messenger RNA. Its product is annotated as beta-1,4-galactosyltransferase 3. The coding region runs from base 974 to 2050 and encodes 358 amino acids. Gene Ontology annotation, molecular function: glycosyltransferase activity. The transcript is spliced from 7 exons. Gene Ontology annotation, biological process: carbohydrate metabolic process. NCBI's taxonomy places the organism in Eukaryota, Metazoa, Chordata, Actinopteri, Cypriniformes, Leuciscidae. The record is from RefSeq and is a predicted model, not a curated record.
GCAUCACUUCCUGUGCAAGUGUGUGUGCAUGCUGGGCGCUUUCAACUCCGACUGGACAACCGUCGGAGUCGACGAAGUCAGACAAAUAGACAGGAGUAACGGAAUAUCUGGGGGAAUACUCCACCAAACUAUCCGAGUUUAACCAGACACUGACUCCUGUCAUUGGACCAGCUGGCGUUGGACGGGGUGUUGGACCCUCCCCCUGCACAGCGACAGAAUGAGACAAUAGCUGGGGGUGUUGGAUAUCAUCCCUCCCCCCUCCUCUUUGUUUCCCCCUCCUACAUAUCCAAGACACAUACAUACUCACUAUCUUACACCAGCACACUACAAAACAGUACCCUGGACCUCUCUGGCCCCCAUGCUUUACUUUGUAGGGGCCAUGAGACUUCUACAGGGCUGCUGCUGUUGUUGAGAACCCUUUGGGAACAAAACAAUCAAUUUCCUUCCAGCAAGUGGACACAUCCUUCCGGUUCCUACGGCUUUGGUGGAGCUUGACGGGAGCUCAGUAGAUCAUUGAAUCAUGAAAACACCAGAGGACCACUGGGAGCUUCCAUUUGGAGUUGCACAUUAAUAGGCUAAAGACUGCCAGUGAGCAAAGCAAAUCUAAUUCAACCUGCAGCAGGUCUGAACGUCUGUUAGAAGAAAUGAUACCUCUCCUUAGCCAUUUCAUCCACCACAUCUGAAGUGCCUUGUAUUCCAUCCAACUGUUGUUUACCUCUACUCCACAUAUCUGAUCCAAUCCUUAUGAUUGAUUUGUUUACAUCUCCAGGCCUUAUAGCUUUCCAAGACAUAUCUGUUUAUUUGUUUGUUUCUGUUUGCGUGCAUAAGAAUCACACUCUGAAGUAUCUGAGAUACGAGGAAUGAGACCACCGUAGAGUUCUGUUACUCAAACUUAUCAAAACCUAAACUCACUCAGACUGUUCAUCUGACUCUCAAACGUGGUGCAGUACUUCCACUGUACGGUUCCGUCACCAUGUACACGCUGCAGUCCAAAUGGCGUUACCUGAUCAUGUUCUUGGGCGUCCAGUUAGUGGUCAUGGCUCUUCUCUCCAGAGAGGGCUACCAGAAAAGGGUGUCGUAUUUUUUCCGAAUUUUCCGUAAGCCUGAUUCUACAACGGGACAUGCAGUCGGUGCACGCAACCACACGGAUGUGUAUGCCAACCUCUCCCUUUUAGGCCCUCCUGUUAAUAAAGAGGACAUGCCCUACUGCCCGAAGCAGUCUCCUCUGAUUGGUGGACCUAUUCAUGUCACUUUCCCCUCUGGGCUUACGCUUGCCGAGAUUGAGAGGAAGAAUCCCCUUGUUGUCCGUGGGGGGCGCUACAGGCCACCAAACUGUGAGGCACGCCAUCGCACUGCAGUAAUCAUUCCCCACAGAAAUAGGGAGCACCACCUCAAGUUCCUCCUCUACUAUCUGCAUCCCUUCCUACAGCGACAGCAGCUCAGCUAUGGCAUCUAUAUCAUUCACCAGGCUGGUAAUUACACCUUUAACCGAGCAAAGUUGAUGAACGUGGGAUUUCGUGAGGCCAUGAGGGAGGAGGAUUGGGACUGCCUCUUCUUUCAUGACGUGGACCUUAUUCCCGAGGACGACCGUAACACCUACGCCUGCGACGCUCACCCAAAACACGCCGCCAUUGCCAUGGACAAAUUUGGCUACAAACUGCCAUAUAAGAUGUAUUUUGGAGGAGUGUCGGCUCUGACCCCUGAUCAAUACCUCAAGAUGAACGGUUUCCCAAACAAUUACUGGGGCUGGGGUGGUGAGGACGACGACAUCGGCAUCCGGGUCUCACUCGGAGGAAUGCUGAUCAGUCGUCCGUCUCUAAAAGUGGGCCGAUAUAAGAUGAUCAAACACAAGCAUGACAAAGGCAAUGAAGUGAAUCCCAAAAGGUUUAACAUGUUGGCUAAGACCCGGCACACAUGGAAAAAUGACGGUAUGAAUACGGUGGAUUAUGAGAUUGUGUCCCGGGAUUAUCAACCUCUUUUCACCAACAUCACAGUCAACAUUGGCACCGAGGCUGGGCUGCACCCGCCCAAUAAAAAGACUGCUUCUUAGCAUGCUCCCAGCAUUCUUGUGGAUCCCCGAGGCACAAGUCUUAGCGCCAAUGCCGCACUGCCUGCAGACCACUCGCCCACAUGCACAUGGCCAGUGAAUCCACGGGACAUCAUGCCUUUACUGCACCAC